GCAAAAUCUUCUCCCUCUUCGAUUCAUUCGAUUCGAUUCGCUCGUAGCAUUCCGAGCUACGCAAUGCGUUCUUAAUGGCGGUGUACAGAUCUCUCAGAGCCCUAAUCUCUGGGAACCCUAACAAAAGCAAGCUCUUCAGAACCAAAACCAUAGCCACUUUGUCCCUACUCUCUCCCCAUCGUUCCCGGGGUCUUCUCUCUCCCAUCCCAGCCUUCGAUGGCCCUCUUUUCCUUUCCUAUCCUCCAUGGAAGCUCUCUCAGUCCGCCACUCCUCUCUACUUCCAAUCUCACGUAGUCCCCUUCCCCCCCAAGUUCCCGCCUUUGAAUUUGCUUCGAGGGCGAAAUUUGCCCUUCACCUUAGGGCUCGCUUCGGUUAUUUCUGCCCCCGAUUUGUUGAAUCGGACCAUCGUGAAGGAAUUAGAUGGCGGGGAGGUAGGUGCAGGUGGCCAAGCUGGAUCUGCAGAGACCUUCUUGAACUUGCCGAACUUGAUCUCCAUAAGCCGUUUGAUCUCUGGUCCUUUUCUCGGAUGGAUGAUCAUGCAAGAAAUGUAUCUGCCUGCAUUUGUGGGGCUGGCUAUCUCUGGGGCAACUGACUGGCUUGAUGGACACAUGGCUAGGAAGAUGGGAAUCAAUUCUGUCAUUGGUUCUUAUCUUGAUCCCCUGGCUGACAAGGUUUUAAUUGGAUGUGUAGCUUUGGCAAUGGUAGAUGGAGGACUUCUUCACUCUGGACUUGUGGGACUCGUCGUGCUACGAGAUGUUGCACUCAUUGGUGGGGCGGUGUACAAAAGAGCUAGCAGUUUGGAUUGGGAAUGGAAAAGUUGGUUUGACUUCUUCAAUAUUGAUGGGAUGCGCCCUGAGAAGGUUGAGCCUCUGUUUCUUAGCAAGGUUAAUACAGUUUUCCAAUUGGUAUUGGUUGCUGCAGCUCUCCUUCAACCAGAACUUGGAACCCCAGAAACCCAGACAUACAUCACCAAUUUGAGUUGGGUGGUGGCUUCAACCACAGUAGCUUCCACUGCAGCAUAUGGGGCACAACAUCUGAGGAAGGGAUCCAUGACAAUGAAAAGGAAUCGGUAGCUGUAGCUUUUAGCUUAUUCUUGAGAAGAUCUUUCAUUGACCGAGACCGCUGUCGCUCUGGUUCCAUCGGUAAAACUGAAAUAAAAGGAGGCUUUUGGUUUCUUUGAUACAUAUGCUGUUAAACAUCAGAACCUUCUUCUCCUUCACUUUGUACAUUCCUUUGCCAGUGGCAGAUCAACUGGUGGACAGGCAGGUGCCAAUCCGAUCGAAGGCAAGAAGGGAUACCCAAUACCAUGAAAUUGCUGUGGGAGUGGGACCAAAUGACUUGAAGGUCCUAAAAUGAGAGAGAUUCUUGUGAAACCAUGCAAAGUCAUGUUUAAGUAGGAUCAUGACGAUGUAAGAAUUUAUUUACUGGUUUCAGCUUCAGGUUGAAACCAGAAGUAGGAUUGUAUUCUUGUUGCCGGGUAACAAAUAAGCUUGAAGCGUUGCCUUUUGGGGCAAUUGUCAUCUUUUCA
Molecule: messenger RNA, 1528 nt
Organism: Diospyros lotus (date-plum)
Lineage: Eukaryota; Viridiplantae; Streptophyta; Magnoliopsida; Ericales; Ebenaceae
Product: cardiolipin synthase (CMP-forming), mitochondrial
Exons: 8
Coding region: 75-1073 (332 amino acids)
Biological process (GO): cardiolipin biosynthetic process
Cellular component (GO): mitochondrion; membrane
Molecular function (GO): cardiolipin synthase activity
Source: RefSeq, a predicted model, not a curated record